Knipowitschia caucasica is the source of this 456-nucleotide messenger RNA. The record is from the annotation of a GenBank genome assembly. NCBI's taxonomy places the organism in Eukaryota, Metazoa, Chordata, Actinopteri, Gobiiformes, Gobiidae.
AUGGCGGUGAAUCUCACGGACCUUUCUUUGCAGCAGCUGGAGAGUUUAAAGACACAGUUGGAUCAGGAGACGGAGUUCCUGACCUCGUCCAUUGGUCAGCUGAAACUCGCUCAGACAAAGUUCGUGGAGGCGAAGGACAGUCUCAAUGUCCUCAACCAGAACAACCAGGGGAAAGAACUGCUCGUUCCACUCACCAGCUCUAUGUACGUUCCUGGAAAACUGAACGACGUGGAGCGAGUCCUGGUCGACGUCGGCACCGGAUACUACGUAGAAAAGAAUGUGGAAGACGCCAAAGCUUUCUUCAAACGGAAAAUUGACUUUCUGACAAAACAGAUUGAGAAGAUCCAGCCAGCUCUACAGGAAAAACACGGCAUGAAGCAAGCUGUGAUCGAGGUGAUGAACAUGAAGAUCCAGCAGCUGCAGCAGAGCCAGCAGGCGCCGCAGGUCAAAGCCUGA